Messenger RNA from Phyllostomus discolor (pale spear-nosed bat), 4761 nucleotides. It is a transcript of the gene INSYN2B, whose product is annotated as inhibitory synaptic factor family member 2B. The record is from RefSeq and is a predicted model, not a curated record. NCBI's taxonomy places the organism in Eukaryota, Metazoa, Chordata, Mammalia, Chiroptera, Phyllostomidae. Gene Ontology annotation, cellular component: postsynaptic density. The coding region runs from base 2754 to 4370 and encodes 538 amino acids. The transcript is spliced from 3 exons. Gene Ontology annotation, biological process: inhibitory postsynaptic potential.
AGCAGACGUGUAAAUACCUGGGCUCUGCAGCCCAGGAGCAGUGGCUGGGGGGCCCCGGACCAGCUGACGACUCAUUCUCGUUGUACGUGGAUCCUGUCCUCUGUCAGGACCUGCCACGCACUGCCCCGCCUCACUGAGUCAGUCAGCUGGUCCCUCUCCGGGUAGCCGGGAGCAGGGGAAGCUGAGACUGCCACGGGCAUUGUCUGGUCAUUCCUGGACACAGAAGAAGACUGAGAAGACGAAGUGGGUACCCCGACAGAGCAGAGUGCAGGAUGUUUGGGGAGCAAAGCGCCCAUGCUUGGGGAAGUUGGAGGUUUCAGCCUUUACGAUCAGGCGGAGCACCGGAGACAGAACGUGGGCCGUUUCAUCACGUUCAUUUUCCCUUAAAAUCCUUUGUGCAACCCAGGCAUGCUCCAAACUUGUCUCGCCCCAGCCUGAUGCCUUGAACUUGAGGCAAACAGGGUCACUUUGCCGUGUCAGGGUGAGGGGAUAGUGCCCUGCCUCUCUCUGGACCUGCGGGGGCCUUCAGACUCUUUUCUCAAGUCGCUGACACCAUCCGUCUGCACUCAGGGCAGGCCCCAAGGGGGGAAAUGCAUGAUCUCACAGCUAAGAGCCCACACUUGGCAAUCAAAGGCUCCCGGGGUUAUAUCUAAAUUCCUCCACUAAGUCCUCACUCUCUCUGAGCCUCAGUUUCCCCACCAGUCCAGUAAGAAUCCUGACCUCUGACAGGUCUGCAGUAAGGCUUAAAUGACAUAACGCAAUCUGGAGAAGGCAGCGGGGGGUAGAGGGGAGGCGCACAGGCUGUGGUGCCGGACUGUUUAAGCUCAGAUCCCGACUCUGUCUCUCACUCGCUGUGUGUCCUUGGGCGCGUUACUUAACCUCUCUGGGCCUCAGUUUUUCUGUCUGUAAAACAGAGACAAUGAUAGUUUCCACAUCUGUAGAGGAGGGGAUGAAUGACCUCCAGCUUGCAAAGUGCCAGGACAGCCCCUGGCGCAUUAGUGAGUACUCAGUGAGUGAGUCGUUGUGAUUGAUGCAUGCGAAGCCCUCAGUGCGGUGACAGUACAAGUUCAUUAAAUGGCCACUGUUAUCGUUACAAGGUGCACGUUCCACAGAGAGUGUUGGGCUCAUUCAUCCCCUGGAAAGCCAUGAGAACAUGAAGACGGCGGGGAGAAUCUCGUCCUCAGGUAACGUGACGGUCCUGGGGAGGGAACUCGCCGUCCUGCUGCCCGGGCGGGGUGCCCAGGGGCCCCUGUACCCCUGUACCCAGCCUCCCCUUCGCUUCCCAAGAGCCCUCAUUCAGCCAUCCCCUCUGGGAACAGAUGCUCACUAAGCACCCCCAAUGAGCCUAAAGGAGCACCCAAGAGAAGAAUAAGGUGACUGUGGCCCCUGCCACCCAGAGCUCACAGGGUAGUGGGGAGAGGUGCCACAUACACACACACACACACACACACACACGAGCGAUCAUCUGAGGACGGCUGCAGCUGGUGCUGUGAAGUCUGUGAUGAGAAGGGAGUGGGGCCCCGACCUGGUCUAGCCCUGGAGGUGUGCGGGGGGAGGAGGCAUUGGAAAGGCUGGCACGUCACCCAUGAAUAGGUGUCGGCAGGCGAAGCCCAGGAGUGGAGGAGGAAGUGACCCGGGCAGACAGGCACCGGGUGCCGCGGCCCUGCAGCCACGUGGUGACCGUCUCGCCGAGCGAACAGGAGGAGGGACAGUGGCACUGACGUGCUCCUAGACCAUCCACUCAGAAGCACUCGGCUGGGUGGUUGGAAUUUGGAGAGAAACCGAGGGACGCAGGAACGGGUUCUCAGUUGCGACUGUUGUCUCUUCCCUUUCAGACUCUCCUCGCCCGCUGGCAAAGACCGCCAAGCCUCCGACCCCGAGGCCCGGGGCCAAGGGCCGGCCGUUCUCAGCUUAGAUUCCCAGAGGCUGCAGCCGUGGACCAUUUUGCCCACGUGUGGGCUUGAGCCACACGUGAACCACGACAGGGACGCUGCCCUCUGCGGGCCUUCCGAUGCCUCCGACCUGUGCCGGUCACACCCCGCAGGGUUCUGCGAGGCUAUUUGGGAAGAUGAGUCUCCCUCACUGAAGAAAGGGGGCAGAGCACGAAAGCGAACUAUGGCUCCGAGGGAGGGAUCCGUGAUUGACAGAAAUGGGGAUGUGCCCUUCGGAGCACCAGGCAUCCUCAAAGAAGCCGGCCCCCAGGUCGUUGAUUUCUCUGCCGGUUUACAGGCCACGGAGAGGAGAUGUGUUUAAGGUUCCUGUAGUUUUGCCCUGGACGCGGGUGCUCCGGCGAAGGAAGCCGUCUGUUCCAGACGCGGCAGGUUUCUCUAGGAACCCACACGCCGGGAGCCUGGCGCUCCCCCCUAAGUGGUACUUUUGUUGUCUUUCCGUUUAAGACAGCAAGCUUUUCCCAGGCCCACAGCCGCCUGCCAGCCUCUCUUGAUAAACAGCCCACCAGCUCUCUUGGUAGAUUGGAUGUUUAAUAAUUAGCCUAACUCAUUGUUUAUCAAAGUGGCAAUUAUCACCACAAUGAAAUAAUAUUUUAACUGCAGGGGAAGCAUUACGGAUAGCUCCCAAGGAGACUCUACCGGCUGGGAAUGGCCACACGGCUUCUGACACUCAGCGGAAACGGCCACCCCGCCUCGGCUGGCGGGUCUCGGUGUCUGAGAUGCUCCCACCGGAUGCUGCCCCGAGGACCUAAGGACAUGUGCCCAAGAGAAGUGAGUGGUCUCAGCCCCUCCCACUGAGGCUCAAUGGCCCAGCAAAAUAUGAAAGUGCGGCCUGUGCUUCUGAAGCGGAACAGCCUGGAGUCGGUGGAGCUGGUGAAGCAGCCGCACCACCGCCGGAGCAAGUCUCAGCAGGUGCGCUUCAAGGACGAUGGGACCUGCAAGACGCCACCCGGCCCCCCCGAGGUGGAGGCCCACACUUCCGAAGACCCGGCUGCCAUGGGCAAGGCUCAAGCACCCAGACACCACCACCUCCCCGCCUACUCGCUCUCCUUCCCCAGGCCCCAGAAGGCGGGGGGCUCUCGGAACAUCGCCAUCCAAACCUCCCCCAGUCUCAGGAAGCACUUCCCAAUUUUCAAAAGGAAGAGGCUCACGGCCAGCAAGUCCCUGGUGGAAAUGCCCACGGCACCCCAAAGUGCCAUCCAGGUCAACGGCAACCUCUCCGAACAGGAUAUUGUGUCUUCUGAACUCGCCUACUUAAGGCUGGCUCAGCGUCUGGAGGAUGGGCCUCGAAGGGUCAAGGCGCCCCACCCGUUCCUCCCCAGGAUGGCCAAGGUGCAGAGCAACGGGCCCGUCAGCAUAUGCUUGGAGGCGGGGACUUGGAGAGCCUCGGAGAGCGCCGCCGCUGCCAUUCAGGUCCCGGAUGACAUGUACCACAGUCCUUCCUGGGCAGCGGGGGAGCCCGCUUUCGGCCAACACAGGUCUGCAGAGACGAGCAACUCCAUCCCCCCGGCGGCGGUGGACGUGCACGCGGGCGACGGGAGAAGAGCGCUCCCACCCGAUUCGGAACGAUCCCCCCCUUGCUCAAACGCCACCAGCGGUGCCCACCACGUGCCAGGCAUAGGGAAACUCAGACCCGAACUGCUUUUGCCCAAAGACAACUCCAGUGACAAGGACUUCGGCGCACUGUCAUCUCUGCCAAAGGACACGUGGGCUCCCUCGCCACCACGGACUCACAGCUGCCCCUCGCCAGGCCAGCCCACCCAUGGCCGGCCGGCCCACCCUGGAGGGGUGUCAGACUGUUCUUCACCGGGUGACCAUCAUCAGGAGCUGCCGUCACUCAAACCCAAUGAUGCACCAAAAUCUGCCCCUGCAUGUCCGGAGCAGACGGCGAGCACCCCCACCCCGUCGGACGCCCCGGAGCCUCGCCGUUGCCCAGGAAAUGAUCGCCUCCCGUCCCCCCUUCCGAGGAGGGAGACCAAACUUCAGAGCGGCAGGGAGGUUGGGGGCAUUAAUCAAAUCCACCUGGCGCGGGGCGAACUCUGCGACCUCCAAGGCAGGCUGCAAUCUGUGGAGGAAUCUCUGCACUCGAACCAAGAGAAAAUUAAAGUCCUUUUGAAUGUAAUUCAAGACUUGGAGAAGGCUCGGGCUCUCACAGAAGGGCGCAACUUUUACCGGACUGGCCAAGACCUCAACAACUGCAGGACCUGCCAGAACACGGCGUGCAUCAUAUACAGUGUGGAGUACGAUUUUCGGCAGCAGGAAGGCAGGUUCCACGAAGUCCUACAGAGCCUGGAGGAAGCGGAACCCCCUGAGGAGCCCUCCCCCCAACCAAAGUCCCCAGCGGAGCCCCCCGUCCCCGAGAGACAGGAUUUAAGGCGGAAAACCAAGAAGGUGAAGAAGAAAUGCUUCUGGUGGAUCUGAGCCUGUCGGGACCCUGCCUUGUUCCCCCUCAAGCACCCCCCCCCCCGCGGUGGGGAGGCCGCCGCCCUCGGGCCUGCUCCACUGCUUAGCAAAGGCCCCAGGCUGUGAGCCACUCAACCUGUGAAACGGGAAGGCCCCAGGGCUGGCUCGGCCGCUGCUGGACCCCUGCCCACCAGCCUCACCUGAGUGAGCGCCACUGCUUGCUGAGGACUUCACGGACCCUACAGUGACCACUUGCCUAGCUCCCCAUCACCAGGCCACCAGGCCAUGUCCUGGUGUGUGCAGUCUGGAUUCCCGCCAUGAGCAAAGCCCACGUAUCGACUUUCCAAAGCCUCCGUGAUGCUGAGCACCUCCUUCUCAUCCCUGGUCCAUCAUCCCGAAAGAAGAAAAA